Molecule: messenger RNA, 1605 nt
Organism: Orycteropus afer afer
Lineage: Eukaryota; Metazoa; Chordata; Mammalia; Tubulidentata; Orycteropodidae
Gene: SOWAHC
Product: sosondowah ankyrin repeat domain family member C
Exons: 2
Coding region: 1-1605 (534 amino acids)
Molecular function (GO): protein binding
Source: RefSeq, a predicted model, not a curated record
AUGGCGGAGCUAAGCCAGGAGGCGGUGUUGCGCUUCUUUGCCCAGAACGGGGGCCGAGUCCGCAACACCGAGCUGGUGGAGCACUUCAGGGGCGCCCUGGGCGGUGAGCCGGAGCAGCGGGCCCGCGCCCGCGAGCACUUCAAGCAGCUGGUCAACGCCGUGGCUACUGUCCGAACCGACCCCGCCGACGGCACCAAGUACGUGCACCUUAAGAAGAAGUUCAGCGCGGGAUUCCCGCCACCCGAGGGGGAUCUGCCCCGUAUCUCUGUGACCGCGGAGCCGGAGCCCUGCGAUGACGUUCCGGGGACCCCCGAGGACUUGGCCCAGCUAGGGGAGAGUGACCCACUCCCCGCGGCAGUAGCGGAGCCCGCUGAGCACUCCCCGGACGAGGGCCGGGAGUCUUCGCACCGGCCUCAGAGCCUGGCCGGGGACAGCCGGAGUGAGCCUUCCAGGUCCGGGCAGAUGCCGCCCCAGAGCAUCGGGGUCCGUAGGAAGAACUCGCGUCGCAACGUGCUGCCCCUGCCCCGGGGGCCGCCCCCAGGGCCUAGCGAGGAGCUGGAACCCCCGCCCCACGGCUGGGAGGAGGCGGAUGGGGGUACCUCCCCCGGGGGCGCCACCACCCCGAGGUCUACCCGCAAGAACUUCCGAGAGCUGGUGAUGGGCAACUCCCCGCAACUGAAAAGGAGCUUCUUUCCUGGGGGCAGCAGCCCAGGGAGCUCCUCCGGGGGCGGACGCAGCAAAGGUGGAGGGGAUUCGGACAGCGCCUCGCUGGCUUCGUCGUCGGCGGAGGAGGAGAGCAGCGGCGGGGGCUCGGUGACGCUGGACCCUCUGGAGCACGCCUGGAUGCUCUCGGCCUCGGACGGCAAGUGGGACAGCCUAGAAGGGUUGUUGACCAGCGAGCCAGGCCUACUGGCCAAACGGGACUUCAUCACUGGCUUCACCUGCCUCCACUGGGCCGCCAAGCACGGCAGGCAGGAGCUCCUGGCCAUGCUAGUCAACUUCGCCAACAAACACCAGCUACCGGUAAACAUCAACGCCAGGACCAGUGGAGGUUAUACCGCCUUGCAUUUGGCUGCUAUGCACGGGCACGUGGAGGUGGUGAAGCUGCUGGUGGGUGCCUACGACGCAGAUGUGGACAUCAGGGACUACAGUGGAAAAAAGGCUUCUCAGUAUCUGAAUCAGAGCAUCACCGAGGAGAUCAAGAACCUGGUAGGAGCCUUGGACGAGAGUGACGCAGAGAGCGCUGCCGGCAGUAGUGGUGGGCGCUGGAAGCUUCCAAAGGUGCUCCCCUCUCAUCUCAUCACCUACAAACUCUCACACGUCCUAGAAGAUGGAGGGGAUCAUCACCACCAUCACCAUCACUUGGCUGACGCAUGGUCUGGAGGCAAAGCCAAGGAUUCAGGUCGCAAAGCCUCAGGCAGUUCUAGUGGGCGGUUAAAACCCAGACUCAACAAAAUCCGUUUUCGGACUCAGAUCAUUCACACCACACCCUCUUUCAGAGACCUGGAACAACCACUAGAGGAGGAAGAGGAUGAAGAACGGUCUCUUAAAAGCCACUCAUCCUCCUCAUUCAAACUGAGACCGAAAUCCAACGUAUUUGGGUAA